CUUCCGGCGCCGGGCUGCCCUCGCCGCCUCCUCCUUGCCGGGGAUGCUGCGCCUCCGCUGUGGGCUGAGGCAGUUCCCAGCAGGAGCUGGUACUCGAGCUGCCGCCAGCCUACACUUGGGCGCCGAGAUGCCCAAGAAAGCUGGCGCGACAAACAAGGGUAAAAGCCAGAGCAAGGAACAAGAGAGACCGCUUCCUCCCUUAGGUCCUGUGACAGUUGAUCCUAAAGGUUGUGUCACCAUAGCCAUCCAUGCCAAACCUGGUUCAAAGCAGAAUGCUGUGACAGAUCUGACCACUGAGGCUGUAAGUGUAGCUAUUGCAGCGCCUCCAUCCGAAGGAGAGGCGAACGCUGAGCUCUGUCGGUAUCUUUCCAAGGUCUUUGAACUCAGGAAGAGCGAUGUGGUUUUGGAUAAGGGUGGUAAAUCUCGUGAAAAAGUGGUGAAGCUUUUGGCCUCCACAACUCCGGAAGAGAUCUUGGAGAAAUUGAAAAAGCAAGUUGAAAAAAAAUAAAAGCAAGAAGUGAAAAAUA
Messenger RNA from Phacochoerus africanus (Common warthog), 527 nucleotides. It is a transcript of the gene C9H15orf40, whose product is annotated as chromosome 9 C15orf40 homolog. The transcript has 4 exons. Gene Ontology annotation, cellular component: cytoplasm. The record is from RefSeq and is a predicted model, not a curated record. Bases 44 to 508 code for a protein of 154 amino acids. Lineage: Eukaryota; Metazoa; Chordata; Mammalia; Artiodactyla; Suidae.